AUUUCAUUAUAAAAGAUACUGUAUUGACUUCACCUAUUACUUUGACGCAUGCGCUUAUUGGCUGCCGUCAAAAAGGGCUUACCAACAUUCCGAACAGUGUCGUUCCGGUUGCCGUUGUCGUGGUGUCGGUGAAGUUAGUGGUGUAAUUUUUACGUGAAUAACAUCAAAAAAUGGCGUCUGGUGUGACAGUUUCGGACGCUUGCAAGACCACUUACGAGGAGAUCAAGAAGGACAAGAAGCAUCGUUACGUUGUCUUCUACAUCCGUGACGAGAAACAGAUCGACGUCGAGACGGUUGGCGAACGCAACGCCGAAUACGAACAGUUCCUCGAGGAUCUGCAGAAGGGCGGCACCGGGGAAUGCAGAUAUGGCCUGUUUGACUUUGAAUACACGCACCAGUGCCAGGGCACGUCGGAGGCUAGCAAGAAACAGAAGCUCUUCCUGAUGUCGUGGUGCCCGGACACCGCCAAGGUCAAGAAGAAGAUGUUGUACUCUAGCUCGUUCGACGCUCUGAAAAAGUCCCUUGUCGGAGUUCAGAAGUACAUCCAAGCGACCGACCUCUCGGAAGCGUCUCAGGAGGCCGUCGAAGAGAAGCUCCGCGCCACCGAUCGCCAAUAAACAGCAUUUACACACGAGCUCGCGACGAAACCGAACCCGCUCUCCGACACUCCUGCCCUGACGACACGCGGCCACGACACCACUAGCCGCUUAGUAUUAUUACAAAGGAAAACGAAUAGUAUUGAUAUGAUUUAUUUUACUGGUGGUAGGACCUCUUGUGAGUCCGCGCGGGUGGGUACCACCGCCCCCUGCCUAUUUCUGCCGUGAAGCAGUAAUGCGUUUCG
This is a messenger RNA of Bombyx mandarina (wild silkworm), 841 nucleotides long. RefSeq names its product Cofilin/actin-depolymerizing factor homolog tsr (gene tsr). NCBI's taxonomy places the organism in Eukaryota, Metazoa, Arthropoda, Insecta, Lepidoptera, Bombycidae. The record is from RefSeq and is a predicted model, not a curated record.